AUGUUGUUGUCUAGCAGUAUCUGAAGAUUAUAUUUCUGGCCAUUCAUGAUGACAUCGCUAAGGUCAUUCUUAAUGUUCUAUUUGCCUCUUUUGGAGCCUCGUGCUGAAAUGGAAGAUGAUGAUUUCCUUGAGGAGAGGGAAGAACAACCAACUGAUCUGGUUGUCCCCUUCAAGAAAUCAGUGAAGCAAAUCAUCCGUGAGACAACCGUUGUGACGACUAGAAGGAUUUUAGAAAGAAUUGCUGUUCAUUAUGUUUCAGAAAGAAUGGCAUGGAAAAUUCUUAAAGAUGUCCCUAAAUCAGCUACUCGCAAGGCUGCGAGGAAUAUGACUUAUCAUGUUUACUUCUUUUGUGUGAGCAGAACAACUUUUAGAGGACACAUGCUUGGCGUUGCAGCAUCAUGGAUUGUCCAAGUAGGCAUUGAUGUGUACCGGUUUUUUAAAUCGAUUCUCAAGUCCAAAGAUGAUGUGGGUAACAUUGUUGACAAAUCCGAGCAAGUUGCAAUUCUUGGGCAGAAAAUUUUCAUUGCUACAGUUAGGUGUUCGUCGUCUCUAAUCUUUGCUUCCAUAGGAGCUGGCAUUGGUGCUACCCUUAUUCGUCCAUCGCUUGGCCAGUGGAUUGGGUGUGCUGCUGGUGAUUUGGCUGGUCCCAUUAUUGUAGCAUAUUGUGCCGACCAACUAUUUCAAGUGAGAUUUUGCUAAUUAUAUUUUCUAAAAGAUUCUUUACCAGCUUCCGAAGACUGGCAUUUCAUAGAAUUUCCUCUUCUAUAUGCCUUAUCUAAUUGAGUCAAAAAGUUGGCCGAUAAAAAGAAAUAAAGCUAGGCUCAACCUUCAAAGGAGUUGUUAACAAGAUAUAAUUAUAAUAUAUUAAUAUAUCAAUCCUUCUUAUAUACACCACUACACCAGCACCAGUGGUUUAGUAGUAGAAUAGUACUCUUCAAUCUCAUGCAGGGAUAACUCAGUUGGGAGAGCGUUAGCCUGAAGAUCUGAAGGUCGCAUGUUCGAUCAAUGUUCACCGCAUAUUUUUAAACAUUCUAUUUCACUUUAAUUCUGAAAAAUAUGACAUUUGGAAACCUUUAAUUUGGAUAAUUUGAUGAUCAUAUUAAUCAUACCACAACCAUACUAUUA
Molecule: messenger RNA, 1125 nt
Organism: Arachis ipaensis
Lineage: Eukaryota; Viridiplantae; Streptophyta; Magnoliopsida; Fabales; Fabaceae
Source: RefSeq, a predicted model, not a curated record